GCCCCUUUGCGUUCCCUUUCCGCUGAAACCCUUCAGAGUAGGAAGUCAAUUUGCCUAAGGUGCUCGGUUCUUCAUCUGAAGCUAAGGCCCUCAAUCCGGCGACUAGCACCGUUAAAUUUAGGCAUCCGACGUCCAAACCCUAAAAUCCAACAUCUACAAUGGCUUCCGUAUCCGAACUCGCUUGUAUUUACUCUGCUCUGAUCCUCCACGACGAUGAGGUCACCGUCACCGAGGACAAGCUCAACGCCCUCAUCAAGGCAGCUGGUGUAACCGUGGAGCCUUUCUGGCCGAGCCUCUUCGCCAAGGCCCUGACCAGCGUGGACAUCGGCAGCCUGAUCUGCAACGUUGGAGCCGGUGGUGGAGCCCCGGCCGCCGGUGGUGCCGCCCCUGCUGCUGCAGCCGCGACCGCCGACGCACCAGCCAAGGUAGAGGAGAAGAAAGAGGAGAAGAAGGACGAGUCCGAGGAGUCUGAUGACGACAUGGGCUUCGGUCUCUUCGACUAGAAAUGUUUUCUAAAAAAACGAAAUAAAAGAAUGGAAACAAUA
This is a messenger RNA of Gadus chalcogrammus (walleye pollock), 545 nucleotides long. It is a transcript of the gene rplp1, whose product is annotated as ribosomal protein, large, P1. Gene Ontology annotation, biological process: cytoplasmic translation; translational elongation. NCBI's taxonomy places the organism in Eukaryota, Metazoa, Chordata, Actinopteri, Gadiformes, Gadidae. Bases 159 to 503 code for a protein of 114 amino acids. Gene Ontology annotation, molecular function: structural constituent of ribosome; protein kinase activator activity; ribonucleoprotein complex binding. The record is from RefSeq and is a predicted model, not a curated record. Gene Ontology annotation, cellular component: ribosome; cytosolic large ribosomal subunit. The transcript is spliced from 4 exons.